Messenger RNA from Symbiodinium natans, 3195 nucleotides. The record is from the annotation of a GenBank genome assembly. Lineage: Eukaryota; Dinophyceae; Suessiales; Symbiodiniaceae.
AUGCCCCAUGCAGCCCCAACGGUGACAUUGGCGAUGACGACCCCCCGAAUCGAGCCGAUCUCUCCAGUGAGCACCGCUCCUUCAGAGUUUGGUACCUCGAGCCUGCGACCGUGGAUCAUACCGGUGAUUCUGCCCAGCUUCUUGCAGGGCAAGGAAACCUUUGUGAUGCCCAUGUUGCCGAUCUUCGUCGUUGAGCUCGGGGGCUCCCAUGGCAUGGCUGGAACCGUUUCCUCUUCCUUUGCCUUGACACAGCUGGUCACCUCAAUCCCUGUGGGCGUGAUCCUGCAGCGCUUUCAGUACUCCUUGGCAGCAUGCCUUGCACUCUCCUGGAUGGCCACCACGUCGGUCCUUUCUUUCGAGUCGCAGUCCGUGUACAUGCUGCUUGCGGUCCGGCUAGUGGGCGGCGUUGGCGGCACCGUCUUUGACAUUUCUCGGAAAGCCUACACAAGUGCAGAAGUGCCUUCCAGAAUCCGAGGCCGGAUCAUUGCCUCUCUUGCAAGCAUUCAGAAGUGGUCGGAGAUGAUCGCAGCCCUCCUGAGCGGUGCUGUGGCUCAACAUAUCGCCACACGGGGCAUCUUCCUCGUUCAGGCUCUCUUAGACCUCAGUGCCUUGUUUCUCAUUGCCUGCCACAGCUUGUGCCGACAAAGUCGCCGAGCGCCUGACAGCGAGCGUAGCGAAGAUUUGCAGAGAGGGAACUCGGCCCAGAUUCCCGGGGUCGGUCUGGGUGUGGUGCUGCAAGAGCACUGGCGCGCUCUGGCCGGGGCCGGAGUUUUCUGCACUCUUCUGUCAGGAAUACGAAGCACUUGGGUGGUUGCCUUGCCCCUGUGUGGGCACUAUGUAGGUCUGAGCAAGGUGGCAAUCGGCUGUGCCCUCGCGGUGCAGAGGGCCUGCGAAGCCACUGUGACGGCGCUGCUCGCAGGGCAUAUGAUGGACGAGUAUGGUCUCAAGGCAGUCGCUGUGCCCUCCCUGAUCUUGAUCUCCGCAGCCUUCGCGCUACUCUCUGCUGGCCAAGAGACUCAGAUCCUCGGUUUGGCGGCCUUCGUCUUCAGCGUGGGAAAUGGCAUGUGUGGCGGCAUUCUCAACACUUUCGCAACGAGCCUGGCUCCCCCAGAGGCUCGAACCCAAUUCCUCGGCUUGUUCAAGACAGUCACGGCUGUUGGUGGGAUCUUACUGCCUCCGCUCUUUGGCUACGUGGUGCAGUAUCCCACUGGCGAACGCGGGCGUCCAGACUUGCCGCCAGAGGCAGACCGUUGGCGAACUGGAGGCGCCAUGGGAGGCAUCAUUGCGGUGUCCUACGAAGCUCGUGCGAAGGGCGUCACCAGAACGAUGUCGGGUGCCGAAGCCCGCAAGGCCUGCCCGGAGAUUAUCUUGGUGCAGGUGCCGACGGCCUUCGGGAAAGCCGACCUCCGCAUCUACAAGGCCUAUGCCGUCGGACGAAACACCUAUGGAUUAUCCGUGGGCUACAACAAGCGAAUCGCCGCAUGCAAGAUCGAGAGGCAGUGGGAGCUAGCCUUGCACCUGCUCGCCGACGUGCAGGCAAAGAGUUUGCAGGCCACGGUUGUCACGUUCGGCGCGGCCAUCAGCGUCUGUGAGAAGGCAUGUCAGUGGCAGCAGGCCCUCUGGCUCUUGGCCGCCAUCGAGAUGUGUCGGCUGCAGGCGAACGUCAUCACUUGCAGUGCAGCGGCCAGUGCCUGUGCGAAGGCUGCGGAGUGGCAAACUGCCCUGCUCUUGAUCGUCGCUGUGCAGCAGCUGCGUCUGGGAGUGGAUCUGAUCCUCUGCAGCGCGGCAAUCACCGCCUGCGAGAAGGCUUCGGAGUGGGUGGCAGCUUUGCAGCUUCUCUCGGAGCUCGACGAACGGCAGCUGUCUCCAGACAUCGUGGCCACGAGUGCGAGCAUCAGCGCCUGCGCCGGAGCUGGGCGCUGGCAAGAGGCCUUGAGCCUUCUUGCCUCUUUGCCGGCGCUGCGGGUGCGGGCGAAUGCAUUUGCCGUGAGUGCAGCUGCCACAGCCUGUGAGACAAGUGCGAGGUGGCAGGAGGCCCUGCUGCUGCUCGAAAGCUUGGAUCACCACCAAGUAGAGCCAGACGUCGUGGCUUUCAGUGCCAUCCUCAGCGCUUGCGAGAAGAGCGCGGAGUGGCAGCGGGCACUUCACCUGCUUGACCUGAUCCGAGUGCGACGGCUGCAGCCGGCAGAUGUCACCUACGGUGCAGCCAUCAGUGCUUGUGAGAAAGGGGGCCAGUGGCAGCGAGCGCUGACCCUGCUUCAGGAGAUGGCCCAAGGUCACUGGGGACCGAGCCUAAUUGCCUGCAGCGCCGCCAUCUCCGCUUGCGAGAAAGCGGGACGGUGGGAGAUGGCGCUGGCCUUGCUACAAGACAUGGAGCAGAGCGACAUCCAGGUCGAUGUGAUCGCCUUCAACGCCGCCAUCAGCAGCUGCGAGAAAGCUUCCGUCUGGGAGUGGGCCUUGGUGCUGCUUGGGCUCGUGGAGGGACGGAGCCUGGAGCCACAUGAGAUCACGUUCAACGCGGCCAUCAGCGCCUGCGAGAAGCGGCGUGAGUGGGUCUGGGCGUUCGAGCUGCUGCGUGAGGCCCAAGCGCGACUGGUACGACUCAGCGCUGUGUCCUUCAAUGCUGCCAUGGGCGCUUGCAACUCCAUCGCGGCUUGGCAGCAAGCGCUGGUCCUUCUCGCGGCCUUGUGCCGGAGCGACAUCCGCGAGGACAUCGUGUCCUACAACGUGGCCAUCUCGGUGUGCGAGAAGACUGGGCAAUGGCAGCUGGCCCUCCAGUUGCUGGAGCAGGCUGCCUGCAGCAAGCUGCAGCCAGAUGGCAUCACCUACCUCGCAGCAUCCAGCGCCUGCGAGAAGGUCACUGAGCAGCUUUUUGGCCUUGGUUCGCAGCAAAAGGAUGCGCGUUGGGCCGCGGCUCUGUGGCUUCUCACAGCUGCGCGCGUGGCCCGCGCGGCUGUGGACCCGUUGCUGUUCAACUCGGCAGCUUCCGCUUGCGGCCGCGCCAGCGAGUGGCAGCCGGCGCUGGCUGUGCUCGACGAGUUGCUUCUGUCGCGCAUGGGCCCGGACACUCUGGCCGUGGCCUUUGCCCUGGAGUCCUGCGUUCUGUCUGGAAAAUGCCGCCGUGCGUGUGAGCUGCUUGUUGAGGUGGAGCUUUCCUUGGAGCUCCUGCGACGUGGUGGAAGUGCCCGAACUUAG